AUGGAAGCACAACGUUGUGUUCAACGUAAAAACAAUCACGACUCCCGCUACACGAAUCCUGAUAUUAAAACUAAAUUGUUGAUUGAAGAGGAGGCAUCUGAGACAUUUACACGAACUGUGUUCUUUGAAAUCCAAAAGGAGAUAAUGGCAUCCAUGCUUACAUGUUACUCAAUUAAAGUCGAAGAAUAUGACGAAAUUAAUAAAUUCAGCAUCAAAGAUACCGACAAAGACGUUAAGCAUUUUGAUGAUUUUGAGUUACUUGCUCUUGUUUACGCUUUGAAUUAA
This is a messenger RNA of Lactuca virosa, 285 nucleotides long. The record is from the annotation of a GenBank genome assembly. Lineage: Eukaryota; Viridiplantae; Streptophyta; Magnoliopsida; Asterales; Asteraceae.